AUGGGAAUGCCUCAUAUCAGCGAAGCCAUAAUAAACGCUAUCAAUUCGGACAGAGCUCCUUCUACGAUCAAAGCUUACACGUCUGAAGUGGAGAGAUUCAAAAACUGGAAAAGCAGCCCAUACAUGCGCAGCAUUCCUAUGCCACAAGCCAGGAACCUUUUGCUAAGUUCCAUGCCGACCGUCGUAGCAGCGCUCAACUACUUCUGUGGGCCGCUCACAGGUGUAGACAAAGAAAUCCAGGACUCCCUUCUUCAGGCGUCCGGCUCCACGGGGUUGCCUUUGGCCAUCUCAACCUUGCGGGACAGGCUCAUGCUAUAA
Cooperia oncophora is the source of this 318-nucleotide messenger RNA. Lineage: Eukaryota; Metazoa; Nematoda; Chromadorea; Rhabditida; Trichostrongylidae. The record is from the annotation of a GenBank genome assembly.